GGAGCUUGUGAGAGGAGGCGAUGGCCUGCGCAGCAGAGCUUUGGGCCGGCGCGAACAUGUUGUCAUGUCUUCUGCCCGCCGUAUUCAUCCAUUCAUCUUGGUCGAGCAAGAUGCCAUCCUUCUUGCCGCACCGGUCGGUCACAGCCACUGGCAGACACCGCAAAGUGCCACCAAUCAGGCGACCAAGACGGCGGAGGACCCUGCGUGCAGCCGACUCAUCGACUCCGGCGGACAAUGAGUCAUUGCCAGUGCGGCAGAUCCCCAGGGUGAGGAGCAGCCGUCCGCCUCCCUUGGUGUCAGCACCCUCCUGGACCACACGAGAAAGGGCAUCACGAAUCGCCAAAGACCUUCUCAAAGGUACGUAAGACAUUCAUCAUCAUCAUCAUGCCACCUCCCUUGUAUUUGUUCGUCCGUGCUUUGUGUUGUUCUAGCUGGUGGUCGAUGGCUGCGGCCUGACGAGCAGGAGAGCCUUUAUCGCGCUGUGCUGGUUGACGUGACGGUGAGCGCCUGGCACCAGAUGCACCGCAGCUACCGCCUGGAGGACGUCUUUGCCGAGUGGCGGGUAAGAGGUAAGGCGGCAUCGUGGUUGCUUGUCCCCUUAUCUGGCCAUGCCGACGACGGCUGCCUGUCCGUUUGUGUGCGCAGGAGCGUCAGCUUGACUUUGCCGAUCGUGACGCGCUGAUAUGUGCCGAGAGGGAUGGUGAGUCUGAGGCCUUCUCUGACCUCGCCCAGCAAGCUUCACGGUGGAACCCUGCUUACGCGAUAUUUCACAGGUGGACAGAUGGUCGGCAAAAAUGGGCCAAAGGGGCACCUGUAGAUGUUCCGUUCGUUUGUGUUUUCUUAGAGCGCUGCAGCACCCCGAAUUGGGCGACUACGAGGCUUUUCGUCGGUGGUUCAUCCGCGUCUUUUCGUUCGCCAUCCCCACCCCCAGCAGCGUGGCAGAGCUGCUCGACGCCUUCCCGCCAGACCAGUACAAAUUCGCUGACAUCGGUCAGGGGAGAUCACACACAAAAGUCACCAUGUGUUGCCCAAUCCAUUCAUUGAUUGUUGUGUGCAGGUGGCGGGAGCGGCUAUUGGAAGAGGCUGCUGAGGGCUUCUGGGUGCGACGUUCUGGCCUGUGACAGUCAGGUACGCGACACUGACCUGUGUUUCGGCCGCUGGGACGAGGUGGUCGAGGCGAACGGCGACGACUUCGUGAGGGACAACGAAGGGCUGGCGGACCGUGUGCUCCUCUACUGCUGGUCCACCAACCUCCCUGGCAUUGACCACUACCAGGGAGACAGCGUGGUUGUAAUCGGUGAAGACGAGGGAGGUCAGCUGAACAGAAACAAGCACAAGUAGCAGCUCUCAUCUAUGACGGUGUUGUUGGUCUCUUCGCCUGCCUGCCUGUCUGCAGGCUGCACGGGCAAUUUGCUGCAUGCUGGCGCGAGUGAGUGGCUGCUGCAGAAGACCAUCCCCCUGCACCAGUGGCCCGGCAAUCACGACGCUAUCUGGAUCUUCCAGCGGGGCCGGGCCGGGUUCCCUUACGAGAUAAGGCAGGAGGCCAUCAUUGAGGAGAAGAUGACCACGCUGAGCGAGAGCGACCCGACAGCAUUUUACCUGAGGAGUGCCGUCAAGUACAACGGCGCACAGGGGGUGGAGAUUGAGGAGGAUAGUGGAGCGGACGAAGAGGUAGAGACCGAGACAGAUGAUAGUGUGUCGUCGACAUAGACAGCUUCGACAGGUGACGAGUUAAUG
This is a messenger RNA of Vitrella brassicaformis, 1737 nucleotides long. NCBI's taxonomy places the organism in Eukaryota, Vitrellaceae. The record is from the annotation of a GenBank genome assembly.